This is a messenger RNA of Argentina anserina (silverweed cinquefoil), 1075 nucleotides long. RefSeq lists its product as uncharacterized. Bases 176 to 796 code for a protein of 206 amino acids. The record is from RefSeq and is a predicted model, not a curated record. The transcript has 3 exons. NCBI's taxonomy places the organism in Eukaryota, Viridiplantae, Streptophyta, Magnoliopsida, Rosales, Rosaceae.
GAAAUACAUAUGGAGCUCCCUCUCGAUAGCAACAUGACCUCACUGACCACGCCACCCUCCCUUUUAGAUUUCUUUCACGCUUUUCAGAUUCAUAAACUCAUACCGCUAUAAGACCCUGCCCUUCAUUAGUGCACCUAGCUUGUUUCACUCGAAAAGAUCAAGAACAAAGGAAACAAUGAACUCUCCCUCUGCAAGACUCUCUCUUUCAGAUCAGAUAAAGGUGAUAAAGAAACUCGAAGUUUUCAAGAUCCAGGGACGAGACAAGCAUGGCCGGAAGGUUCUUCGCAUCAUUGGAAAGUCUUUUCCAGCUCGAAGUGUCAGCAAAGAGGCUCUCAAUGAGUACUUGAGGGUGAAAAUCUUCCCGGCUUUAGAGGAGAAGCCGUUUUCAAUCGUCUACGUGCACACAGAUGUUGAUCGUAGCGAAAACUUCCCCGGAAUUUCUACACUCCGAUCUAUCUACGAGGCUAUUCCGGUAAACGUGAAGGGUAACCUCGAAGCCGUUUACUUUGUCCAUCCAGGUUUGCAGGCCAGACUCUUCCUUGCCACCUUUGGUCGUUUCCUUUUCACCGGCGGGUUGUACAAGAAGGUGAACUAUGUGACGAGACUGGAGUUUCUUUGGGACCAUGUUAGGCGGAAUGAGAUAGAGAUACCGGAGUUUGUGUAUGAUCACGAUGAGGAGCUCGAGUUCCGGCCGAUGAUGGACUAUGGGAUAGAGAGUGACCAUCCUAGAGUUUAUGGUGCACCUCCGGCAUUGGACUCGUCUGUGUCUGUGUACUCCAUGCGUUGCAUCGCAUAGUUAAUCAGCAGAACCAAGGUCACUGAUUGGUUUUGGUGUUGGUUUAUGACAACUUUAUGUUAUGGUUGGCUUGGUGGAUAGAGUAUAUCUAAAGCUUGGAUUCUUAGGACCUGGUGUUCAUAUUAUAUUGUACAAAGACGGCUAAUUUGUUGGUUAGCUAGUUCUAGUUUGAAGAAAUGGCAAAGAUGGAAACAAAUAUCAAUCCAAUCGGCACAACAACCAGAAAGCUAAAAAAAAUAAAAAUCAUGUGUGUUUUUGUCAAAAUACCUAGGGGUGGGA